GAUUCUGAUACUAUCCAGUUAUGUAGCAAUUCCUCUCUUGAGAUUAAAGCAAAGGAAUUGGAAAAUGAACUGGAGAAAAUUACGCAAAAUUCAUCAUUUAAGGAUGGGUUAAUUUUCUGCCUCAGAUUUAGGAUAAGUGAUCUAGAGUACCAAGCUGAAAGAGAUGAACUAGAACAGAUCCCUUUAAAAUCACAUCCGUCAUCUAAUGAUUUAAAAACAGGUGGCGAUAAAGAAGAAGAGGUAUCCAGUUUCUUUUCUGAAGACGCUUAG
Funneliformis caledonium is the source of this 270-nucleotide messenger RNA. The record is from the annotation of a GenBank genome assembly. Lineage: Eukaryota; Fungi; Glomeromycota; Glomeromycetes; Glomerales; Glomeraceae.